This is a messenger RNA of Coccinella septempunctata (seven-spotted ladybird), 750 nucleotides long. RefSeq lists its product as uncharacterized. The record is from RefSeq and is a predicted model, not a curated record. Bases 1 to 750 code for a protein of 249 amino acids. NCBI's taxonomy places the organism in Eukaryota, Metazoa, Arthropoda, Insecta, Coleoptera, Coccinellidae. The transcript has a single exon.
AUGGCAUGGCCUGGCAUUCCCAGCCCCAGCGCGAUCGCGCUGGAGGAAGGUGGUACGGACGACGAUCAUGUGGCUGGUAAUUCUUCAGUAGCCGUGUUGGCGUCGGAGAUGCGGAGUAUGAGGAUGUCGGUUGAUUUCUGUUCUAAUAAAAUCAGCGACUUUGAGGCAAAGUUGGCCAGGUUUGAUGAGGUGUUGUCUCGAAUGGCCAAAUUGGAAAAUGAGAACACAGCGCUUAAAAAAGAGGUUUCAUCCCUCAAUAUGAAAAUCAAUACUUUGGACCAGUUCAGUCGUUCCAACAAUCUGGAAAUUCAGAAUGUUCCUGAGAAGUCUAAUGAAAACUUGAUUGAGAUCGUUUCGAGGAUAGGCUCCCACCUGAACGUGCCGGUUGAUGUUUCCUCAUUGGAUCAUGUUGCCAGGGUUCCAACUAAAUUACCUAAUAAACCUAAGAACAUUGUAGUGAGGUUUAUAUCUAAAAUCAAGAGGGAUAAUCUUUUGACCGCGUACAAGGCCCUGCAACGUAGUAACUCCAAUAAUAGAGCUGGUAUUACGGUGAAGGAUGUCGCUGAUGGCUUGUUCAUCGGUGAGCAUUUGACGAUGCAGAACAAACUGCUCUUCAAAGAGGCUCGUGCCUCUGCGAGGAGAAAGGGGUAUGGUUUCGUGUGGACUCAGAAUGGCAAUAUCUUGGUGAGGAGAAAUGAGACUUCCGAGAUUGUUCAGAUCGCUGAUGUUUCGGAUAUUCAGAAAUUGUAA